Molecule: messenger RNA, 4694 nt
Organism: Cygnus atratus (black swan)
Lineage: Eukaryota; Metazoa; Chordata; Aves; Anseriformes; Anatidae
Gene: RNF220
Product: ring finger protein 220
Exons: 15
Coding region: 1-1845 (614 amino acids)
Biological process (GO): protein ubiquitination
Molecular function (GO): ubiquitin protein ligase activity; metal ion binding
Source: RefSeq, a predicted model, not a curated record
AUGGACUUACACCGGGCAGCGUUCAAGAUGGAGAACUCACCCUACCUCCCCAACCCGCUGGCCUCCCCGGCGCUGAUGGUGCUCGCCUCCACCGCCGAAGCCAGCCGUGACGCUUCCAUUCCGUGCCAGCAGCCAAGGCCUUUUGGGGUCCCCGUGUCAGCAGACAAGGACGUGCACAUUCCCUUUACCAACGGCUCCUACACUUUUGCCUCCAUGUACCACCGGCAAGGCGGGGUGCCGGGAGCGUUCGCAAACCGUGACUUUCCCCCGUCCUUGCUUCACCUCCACCCCCAGUUCGCGCCCCCCAACCUGGACUGCACCCCGAUCAGCAUGCUGAACCACAGCGGGGUCGGGGCUUUCCGCCCCUUCGCGUCUACCGAGGACCGGGAGAGCUACCAGUCGGCCUUCACGCCGGCCAAGCGCCUCAAGAACUGCCAUGACACCGACUCGCCCCACCUGCGCUUCUCGGACGCUGACGGCAAGGAGUACGAGUUUGGCACCCAGCUCCCCUCCAGCUCCCCCGGCUCGCUCAAGGUCGAUGACACGGGGAAGAAGAUCUUUGCGGUUUCUGGCCUCAUUUCUGACCGGGAGACCUCGUCCAGUCCUGAGGACCGAAGUGACAGAUAUAGAAGCGACAACCAAAGAGGGCCCCAGGCGUCUGCAACUGCCACUCAUCGUAUGAUUUUAACUCUCCCCCUCUGCAAAAAGAAAGCGACGUUGUUUGACAGCCAGGCUCCCAUCUGCCCCAUCUGCCAGGUCCUCCUUCGCCCUGGGGAGCUGCAGGAGCACAUGGAGCAGGAGCUGGAGAAGCUGACCCAGCUGAACAUCAGUAAGAACUCCAUCCUGAAGGAUGCCAUGGCAGCGGGCACCCCCAAGUCAAUUUUGUUGUCGGCCUCAAUCAAGCGGGAAGGAGACUCUCCGACAGCAUCGCCCCACUCCUCGGAUGACAUCCAUCACUCGGACAGAUACCAGACUUUCCUGCGGGUGCGAGCCAACCGGCAGACGCGGCUGAACGCUCGGAUUGGAAAAAUGAAACGGAGGAAGCAAGACGAAGGGCAGGUAUGUCCCCUCUGCAGCCGACCUCUGUCAGGAUCCGAGGAGGAGAUGAGUAGGCAUGUGGAACAAUGCCUUGCAAAGAGAGAAGGUUCCUGCAUGACUGAGGAUGAUUCUGUGGACAUCGAGAACGAGAACGGCAACCGCUUCGAAGAGUACGAAUGGUGUGGGCAGAAGAGGAUACGGGCUACUACUCUCCUGGAGGGAGGAUUUCGAGGUUCUGGGUUUAUCAUGUGCAGUGGCAAGGAGAAUCCAGACAGCGACGCUGACCUGGAUGUGGAUGGGGACGACACACUUGAAUACGGGAAACCACAGUACACAGAGGCAGACGUUAUCCCUUGCACUGGGGAAGAGCCAGGUGAAGCCAAAGAGAGGGAGGCGCUCCGAGGUGCUGUUUUAAAUGGUGGCACACCCAGUACUCGAAUAACACCGGAGUUUUCUAAAUGGGCCAGCGAUGAAAUGCCCUCAACGAGUAAUGGUGAAAGCAGUAAACAGGAGACCAUGCAGAAGACCUGUAAGAACAGUGACAUUGAAAAAAUUACAGAAGACUCCGCAGUGACAACAUUCGAAGCGUUAAAGGCUCGUGUCCGUGAGUUAGAAAGGCAGCUCUCCCGUGGGGACCGCUAUAAAUGUCUCAUUUGCAUGGACUCUUACACAAUGCCCCUGACUUCCAUUCAGUGCUGGCAUGUGCACUGUGAAGAAUGCUGGCUGCGGACUCUGGGUGCCAAGAAGCUCUGUCCCCAGUGCAACACCAUCACAUCUCCUGGAGACCUUCGGCGCAUCUACUUAUGAAGGACCCAGCGGGAGGGCGGGACCCAGCUACUCGGCUCAGCUCAUCACACCAAGGGGGAGAAGAACGACGGCAACAAAAAAAAAAAGACGUUUUAAAAUGUAACGAAACAAACAAACAAAAAAAAAUAACACAGAGACUCCAGACAUGGACUUGAGGACACAGGAGCAGCGGGGAGCCUCGGCUCCCAGGUCCCGCGUGUGGAGGUCUCCUUCAGCAUCUGCAGCGGGCGCAACCAAACCCUUUGUUGUGAAGCCCCCUUUUUUAAAACCAGUAUUCCCCACCCACCCGUUCCCUGGAGCUGGCUUUGCAUCGCGGAUGGCUCGUGAGCCCUCCUUUGGACUGUGUUGUGACCACUCUGACCCCAGGAGGCUGGGGAAGGGACCCUUGACAGAAAGAUGUUAAAUAACCUGUAACUUGUGUUCUUUGUUCAGUUUUUGGUUGUUUGGUUUGUUUUUUUUUUCGUUUGUUUUGGUUUGGUUUUUGGUUUGGUUCUGUUUUGUUUUGGUUUUUUUUUGUGGUGUUCUAGUGAUAAAAAAAAGUUUAAAGAAAAAACCACACCCAGGCAGAAAUGAAGCACAUGUAAUAUAGAUUAUAUAUGUUUACAAUGUUGUGUAUAAAUGGGAUAGACUCAAACAUUACAUACUAAUAAGUUUCCCUUUUUUUUUUGGGUUGUAUUUUUUUUAAAGAAAAAAAAAUGAGCAGAGAACAUUAAACCCAUAUUUUUCUUGGUUCAGCAAAGUUUUGGCAUUAAAGUCAUUAGUUUAAAAAAAGUAUAUAUAUACAUAUAUAUAAUAUAAAUGGUUUAAUGUUCUGUGGUGUAUAUUUCCUCAUUCAGAUAUGAAGUUAACAGCUUUUAGUAAUGGCUGUAGCAUUGCCCAUAACUUACAGAACUUAUGGGGAGUAGAGGAGGUGGAUUUUUGUCAUUAGUUGUAGCUAAUGGGGCUAUUUAUAAUAGAAUCAUUAUCCCCGGAACGACACGGCUUUUAACUCCUCGCCGGGGGCCAGGGCAGGCCGGGGGGAUGCGGCUCGGCCCCCUUUGCCUUCCCCGGGCGGGGAAGGGGCAAGCAGAGCGGGGCAGCCUGGCAUGGCACUGCCCUUCCUCCCGGCCACGAGUCCCUGCCCGAGGCUCCGGCUUAACCCCCUUUCUCUCCUCCAGGGCCACCGGCUCGGCUUUGCUUUGCUUUCCUCCCCUCCGGCCGAGGACGCCGGAGCUGCUCCGCUCGCUGCGGGUGCCACGAGGCAGGACCGCGGGCACGCUGUCGCGGGGCUCCCCGUGAGCCUGCCCCCUGCAGAAGAGCAGAGAAGGUUUGGGGCUGGGGCACAGAGCCAAGCCAGCCCGGGCUCCUCGUCCCCACGGGCACCCCAAGGCCCAGGGCUCGCCCGCAGAGCGAGAGGACGGCAGCGAGCAGAGAUGCUGCCGGAGGUUCCCCGCAGCCCCGGCUUCUUCCACGCAGUGAUGCUUGUCCCUAUCACCCACAUCCUCAGCCUUAACCAAAGCUGCCAUCUGGCCUGUUUUGUUGUUUAUUUUUGGUUUUCAGGACCCAAGAAACAGAUGCCAAUCCGCUUCCCAAGGCGAACGUGUGCCCGCAGUGCGGAGUGCUCCCAGCCCUGCUCAGCGCAGCCCUGCCCCAGCUCACUGCGGGGUCCUCUGGGCUCCCCGAAACACGAGGACGGGGAGAUGGGGGCAUUCAUCUCCCCCUGAUCCCGCAGGGUGUCCCGGCAGCUCCAUUGCUGGCAGCACAACGAGGCAGAGCAAGGGGUGUUUCAAGGCGGUCUGGCAACCGCAACGCGUUCUCUUUGCUGGAUGCCCUGGUGCGAGGCAUCAGCCGGCACCGACAGCGGCUGGGGAGCUGGAGCUGGGAUCCCCGCACCGCUGGGUGCCGGGGGUUGGAGCAGAGGGCAUGGCUGGGGCAUGUCCCGGAGGUCCCACCGCCACUCCAUGCCAUGAGCUUGAUGCUUUUUUUAUAGAGCAGCCGUUUUCCUCGAUGUGUCUCCUAAGUGACCUCGGGAGGAUUCCACUGCAUCCCCCCCAAACCCAAGCAAACGGAAGGAGCUGUAUUUUAGAAGCAUCUUGGCAAAAAACAACGCUCCCUGGGUCUCCGUGUGCUCAGCUGCGUGGCAGCCCCUGACACGGGGCAGAUGCUGGCGGGGGCCUUUGGGGACUGGGGGAAGCUGAGCUGUGGCGGGGAGGCCUCUAACUUCCCUGGGGUGCCAAGGGCUCGGAAGGGGCUGCGGUGCGGGGCUGACGCUGCCGGUCAGCCCCCAGGGACGGGCAGGCAUGCAGAGAGUGGAGAAAAAUGGUGCUGGGCUGCGGUGCCCGGGUCUCGGGAAUGAAUUUGGGGUGUCCUAAGGGGCUGGGGGGGAGAGGGCAGGGCCCCCACCUGGCCCUUCUUUGGAGGCAGGGUUUCUGGUGGAUGUUGUGGACCAGCCACAUGCUCUGUGUACCUAUGUGUAAAACCAUGUGUAACUAGUCAUUGUUUCUUUGUUUUGGUUCUUUUUUUUUUUUUCUUUUUUUUAUGUUGUUUUGUUUUUUAUUGUAAAGCCAUCCCCUGUUUUCAAGGGGGGGGCUGAGGGGGGAAGGAUGGGGGGAGACGUCUCGUUUUGUAUCAGGCACCUGCCGCUUCCCCUCUUCUGUAACGAGUUUAAACCAUUUAAAAAAGAGAAAAAAAGAAAAGGAAAAAAAAAAAAAAGAAGAUUGGAGUUACCUAUCUUUGCCCAAAGAAUCCCAGUUGCACAAAGCGCUAUUCCGGUGUGUCGAUGAUUGUGUGUCGGUGUAUAUUAUACAAAGAGGUACUUGUCACUCCCGUUUGUAAACUACAUUUGACAUUAAUUAAACAAGUAUAAAUCU